Messenger RNA from Asparagus officinalis (garden asparagus), 669 nucleotides. RefSeq names its product SKP1-like protein 5. Bases 35 to 607 code for a protein of 190 amino acids. Gene Ontology annotation, cellular component: cytoplasm; nucleus. The transcript has a single exon. Gene Ontology annotation, biological process: SCF-dependent proteasomal ubiquitin-dependent protein catabolic process. Gene Ontology annotation, molecular function: cullin family protein binding. Lineage: Eukaryota; Viridiplantae; Streptophyta; Magnoliopsida; Asparagales; Asparagaceae. The record is from RefSeq and is a predicted model, not a curated record.
UUGUUUUGUUUCAUUAUUUUGCCGUCGUGUGACGAUGGCUUCUUCUCACGAUAGCGCAAUGGUGAUAACUUUGAGGUCCUUCGAUGGUAGAGGGUUCAACGUCGAUGGCAGGGUGGCUAUGAUGUCCAGUAAAGUCCGUUGCUUGAUCAUGCCGCAAAUCUGUGGCCCGAUCUUUGUUCCAGAUUGCAACGGCGACGCGGUCGAGAAAAUUAUAGAGUACUGUUAUAAGCAUGCUGAUAACAAUGCCGACGAAGCUGAUCUUAAAUCUUGGGAUGCUAAUUUCAUGCAGGCGUUCGAUAAAGACUCUCUCGACGACAUCCUUCAUGCGGCUAAAUAUCUCGAAAUUAAAGAAUUGGUGGAUCUAACCGUUCUAACCCGUCAAAAUUUGGAGGAUUUGCGCGAGGAGGAAACGAUUGUAAAGAUUGGAGAUUUGGAGGAUUUGCGCGAGGAGGAAACAAUUGCAAAGAUUAAUGGAGAUUCAGAGAACUCGCGCGAGGAAAGGGAACUAAAAGGACUUGGAGGAUGUGCGAUAUUUUGUUUUGCGGUUCUUUCUUUGCUCAUGGCAGGGUCUGGUUUUUGUUAUGUUUAUGUGAAGUAUGUUAGCUAGAUCGACAAUCUCCUGCACGUAGAACAAGAUUAGAUUAAAAAAUAAGAAAAAUCCGAGAUAAA